Aphis gossypii (cotton aphid) is the source of this 1022-nucleotide messenger RNA. RefSeq names its product protein NDUFAF4 homolog. Lineage: Eukaryota; Metazoa; Arthropoda; Insecta; Hemiptera; Aphididae. The transcript is spliced from 5 exons. Gene Ontology annotation, biological process: mitochondrial respiratory chain complex I assembly. Gene Ontology annotation, cellular component: mitochondrion. The record is from RefSeq and is a predicted model, not a curated record. Bases 209 to 826 code for a protein of 205 amino acids.
CAUUAUUAAUCAAUGCCAGUUUAAGGUUACAUAUUAAAAUGCAAUAAUUCAAAUUUUAAAAGCAGGACAUUUUUCGUUGAAGUAUUAUCGUUAUUUUAUUAGAUUAUUACCUACUCAAAGUAGUGUUUAGUUUGACAAGAUUUAAAUUUACUACUACAGCGGUGUGCCAAAAGAAAAUAAACACUUAUUACUAUUUGAAUUAACUAUUAUGGGAGUAGCUGGAUCUCGUUUUACAAAGCAUAUGCGAAGGUUUAACGUAAUCGAACGGACAGAACGAGUUAUAAACAAAGAUAAACCUAUACCAGCGCCACUGCAUAAAGCAGAUGCUGAGCGUCUUAAAUACCUCCUUGAUAAUGAUCCACAAUUAAAGGAAGAGCUAAAGAACAAAAAUUCAACUCUUGGAAAAAAUUUAGAAAGUGUUUAUGUCACAUCUAAAGGUGAUUUACCCGAUGUAUACCCACAAUCUAAAAUCAAGUUACCACAAAAUCGAAUGCAAGAAUUUAAUUCACCAUUCUCAUGUGAAGAACCAGAAAAUGUUCCACCAGGACGGUAUACACUUACACAAAUUACUGAAUGUAUAGCUGAUCAUUAUAAAGACAAACAAAUUUACACAUCACAAGCUCUAGCUGAUCGAGUUAAAAUUGAUAAGAAAUUAAUGGAUAAUAUACUAAAAUACUAUAGGGUAUUUGAUAUGUAUGUUCCUGAAAAAAUGAUGGAAAAGAAGACAAAAAGUAAAUUUUUCAUUAGUAGUGCAAUCGACAAGAUUAGAGAGAACUUAGAAAUAGAUAAAUAUCAGGAGGAACGAAAACAGAUUGGUAAAGAUUAAAAUGCACUAAAGAAUAUUGUUAGUCAGGUGCCUAUUAUCACAUAAUAUAAUUUCUCUGUUGUAAAAAUUAUUAAGUUUGAUGAUAAAAGUACUUUAUUGUUCUAUGCUGAUUCUCAUGUUAUAUAUUUUUUAAUAAAAUGAAAAGUAUUAUGCAUUACUGAAGAGAGUACUGCAUGACAUAAUAUCAUGUUACAAA